Messenger RNA from Liolophura sinensis, 1939 nucleotides. RefSeq lists its product as uncharacterized. The coding region runs from base 1 to 702 and encodes 233 amino acids. The transcript has 4 exons. The record is from RefSeq and is a predicted model, not a curated record. Lineage: Eukaryota; Metazoa; Mollusca; Polyplacophora; Chitonida; Chitonidae.
AUGCCAAAAAAUAAAUUAAACCUUUCAUCUCGCUGUAUUUCAGAGGGUGUGUUCGUGGAUGGCGCAUGUCCAUCGAGUCAGGCCGAGGCGGAAGCCGAGGCCAGGAAGUGUCUGAACAAAAUUGGACUACAAAUAGAUGCUGCAGGAGCUGGCGAAUCCAUGGCCAACAAUGACAUGAGCCAGAUGAAACAAUACUGCACUGAUGGUACAUUGGACAGUGCACUAGGAUGUGUGGAGGAAAUCGUGAAUGAUUGCAAGGCUGAGAAUGAACAACUGGCUCAAAGCCUUAACAACGCCAUUAGCAUCAGCAGGCUGAGAAGUGGCUUGAAAUACAUGUGUGACAACAUCCAGUUGAUUAUUGACAACUCAGAAUGUAUAGGGAAUCAGGUGGGUCCCAUCUCGAGCUGCGUCGAGCUGGAGACAAAGUGGUUCCAAGCAGAGAUGCAGGCUAUGCAGGCCAAAGGUCAACCAGAUCAGGACGACAUCUGGAGAAUCACUUGCGGGUUCAUGGACAGAAUAUUUGGAUGCCAACAUAAAGUGUUCAAAGAGAACUGUGGUCAGGAAAUUGCUGAUGUGAUGACCAACUUCAUGCAGUCUGUCAAACCACCAGUAUGUGCAGAUUACUCGGGGGCCGUCACUGUUUCUGUGUCUUGGACGCUGUUGGCCGGUCUGCUCAGCCUGCUUAUGUAUCUGCGAGAGUAACAUCAUCAGCGCAUCCUAUUCGAAAUGCUUUUCUCCCACUACAGCCCAUUAAUGUACCAAAAUUGAUGCUGUAGAACCUUCUUUAGAACUGACCUUAUAUCUGGAGUGUUAUGAAAGUGUAUGCAUUUUUCUUUUUGUUUUUCUUUCAUCAGUUUUUUCCAAACCAUGUUGUAAAAUAAAACACUUGGAAUUGACAUGUACGUGUAAGUGUUUUGGUGAAAACCAUUUCCGUAAGGGUAUCUGUUAAAUAUGAAGAAUGCUCGAACGCAAUAGUUGGAACCAUCCCAAUAGGGGAAUGCUCAGUGUCACUAAGCCCAGACAUUAUAUAGAUCACCAGACUAAUUGCUACCUAUCUCAGUGUGGUUCACCAGCCGUCUUAAAAGGAAAGCAAAUCUUGUAAUACACCAUUGCCCUAUACCUACUUGAAUAACAAUAACAGCCAUGAUUAUUCAUGAUCGAAAUCUCUUGUACUGUUAUUCAAAUACUUGUAGGCAGGGGGCGCUGCUGUUUUAUGAGUUGGAAGAUUUGCUUCCGUUUUGUGGAGAAGUGGUUGGUAAACUCCAGUGGCCAUCUGUACUAUAUUGCCAGUAAAUGCGUAUGAUAUACAGUAUGUAGAUUUUCAGAGAGGUAUUUAGUAACAUUGUAUACUCUGAGUAUAGAACAGUCAUUAACUGUCAUGCUAAUCCAGUAGUCCAGCGUACCUAUUUAAUCUAGCAAUUAGUCUCAAGCCACAGGGAACCUGAGCAAUGAAUGCCCUCCAAUAAUGUGAAUGAAAAAGGACCCUAGCAGAUGUGAAGAGAGAUAACUCUCUUGUAUAAGGUGGCUACGGAAACUCUUGUGGGGAUGCAAGUUUUAAUUAAACAUAUAAAAUCCUCUCAGGGAUUGGUAUUUUGUAUACAUGUGGCGCUGUUAUUAACAGUUGUACUUUGAACGUUAAUUUGUUGAUACUAAAACUUGGUGUUAUUGUUUGAGUUGGUGCCCCUUUUUCGGGUUCUGCCUUUGACUUGAUAUCUGUAUACCCAGACUGCUCAUGCAGUCGUUUUCACAACUUCACAGUUUAUGGCAAAUGCCUGAUAUUUUGUAGCUCGUUUGGGUUGUAUUCAUUAGCAGAUUUUCUAAGCUUGGCAGUAAUUCAUUUAUAGAUUGAUGGACCUAGCUGGUAUACAUUAUCUCAAAUUGCUGAAGUUCAGUGCUAUUGGAAGGUUUUAUCCAUUUUUAUUUUGUUCAGGGAUCAGGG